This is a messenger RNA of Colossoma macropomum (tambaqui), 2016 nucleotides long. Its product is annotated as voltage-dependent calcium channel gamma-2 subunit-like. Gene Ontology annotation, cellular component: AMPA glutamate receptor complex; voltage-gated calcium channel complex; postsynaptic density membrane. The coding region runs from base 283 to 1290 and encodes 335 amino acids. The transcript is spliced from 4 exons. Gene Ontology annotation, biological process: neurotransmitter receptor transport, postsynaptic endosome to lysosome; transmission of nerve impulse; calcium ion transmembrane transport. NCBI's taxonomy places the organism in Eukaryota, Metazoa, Chordata, Actinopteri, Characiformes, Serrasalmidae. The record is from RefSeq and is a predicted model, not a curated record. Gene Ontology annotation, molecular function: voltage-gated calcium channel activity; channel regulator activity.
CCUGCCAACCUCAGCUUUCACCAUAGUUUUCGUGAAAUAAGCGCGCAGGCCAGAGAGACAGGUAGUCGUCUUCCUACUUCUGUUGCUGCUGGGUUCAUCCCCCCCCCACCCCCAGUUUGGAAUUUCUGCCCCUGCUCUCCUCCUGCCCCCUACCCCCCACCUCCAACCCACCUGCACUCCGGUGCUCCAUUUUCUUGCUUGAUUUGGUCCCUUAAAUUUACAAAUAUUUACUUCCUAUACAUCAAGAGGAAAGGGGGUCCCCCUUUCGUAGAAUGCGGCAACAUGGGUCUCUUUGACCGCGGAGUUCAGAUGCUUCUGACCACGGUGGGCGCCUUUGCCGCCUUUAGCCUCAUGACCAUCGCGGUGGGCACGGACUACUGGCUCUACUCGAGAGGAGUGUGCAAAAUAAAGACUAACAACGAAAACGAGACCAGUAAGAAAAACGAAGAGGUGAUGACGCACUCUGGGCUUUGGAGAACCUGCUGUUUAGAAGGUAAUUUUAAAGGGCUGUGUAAACAGAUUGACCACUUUCCUGAAGACGCAGACUAUGAAGCAGACGCAGCAGAGUACUUCCUCCGAGCUGUGAGAGCAUCCAGUAUAUUCCCCAUCCUCAGUGUGAUCCUGCUCUUCAUGGGUGGUCUGUGUAUCGCCGCCAGCGAGUUCUACAAGUCCCGUCACAACAUCAUCCUCAGCGCAGGGAUUCUCUUCGUGUCUGCAGGCCUGAGCAACAUCAUCGGGAUGAUUGUGUACAUAUCAGCGAACGCCGGCGACCCAUCCAAGAGCGACUCCAAAAAGAACAGCUACUCUUACGGCUGGAGCUUCUACUUCGGCGCCCUGUCGUUCAUCAUGGCAGAAAUGGUGGGGGUCCUGGCCGUCCACAUGUUCAUUGACCGGCACCGCGAGCUCCGGGCGGCCAGCGCUCGCGCAGGCCGGGGCAUCUCCGCCGGAAAUGCGGACUACCUUCAAGGCUCGGCCAUCACGCGCAUCCCCAGCUACCGCUAUCGCUACCGGCGCCGCUCGCGUUCCUCAAGCCGUUCUACAGACCCCUCACACUCCCGUGACGCCUCACCGGUGGGCCUGAAGGCUUUCGGGGCACUGCCGUCCACCGACAUCUCCAUGUAUACGCUAGGCCGCGGCGGCGGAGACACACUUAAAGCCUCCCACGGGACGCCCACGGCCACCUACAACUCGGAGAGGGACCAUAACUUCCUGCAGGUCCACAACUGCAUCCCGAAAGAUGCGAAAGACUCGCACAGCAAUGCAGCCAACCGUCGUACCACGCCAGUAUGAGCGCUGCAGAGACCCAUAGUGGCUGGGAGGGGAACUGACUGAAUAUGGGCAAGAGAUAGAGAGUGAAACGAGAACCGUAAAGGUGACGGAAAGGAAAGGGAGAUAAAUAAUAAGAAGGACCGAGGACGAAAAAAGCUCUCUGAGUUGUGAGAUCUUUACAACUAUGAUGAUGAUGAUGAUGAUGAUGGCAAAGAUUCUGAGUUUCCAUGUUGAAAAAAAGUGAAAAAGUUGAAAAAAGUCCAAAAAAAGAGAUAAAGAAAAUGCAUGAUUUUUCCCAUCUACCGUAAUUUAACAAGUUUUAAACCAUGUUUCUGAAGAAGUGAAGAGGAGUGAAAAUGGGGAGAAAGGUAGCGAGAGAGAGACAGAGAGACAGAGAGAGAGAGAGAGAGAGAGAGAAAGAGAGACAGAGAGAAAGAGAAAGCGGGAGGGUGCUGUAGGUGGCGUGAGUUUUAAAAGGUUUCUAUUUUUUUGACUCUCUUCUCGGUCUCCAUGGCGACGUGCAUCGCCGCCCCUCCUCCCCGCCCACCUCUCUCUUUACUUCCUGUAUGUAUCCAUCUCAUUCUUUUGCGCAUUAAUACUGUGAAGCAUUGUGGCCGAGGUGUUACCCAGGGCAAGAGACGAACCCUCGCCCCAGCCACAACUUAUAAGUUAAUAUAUGUAUUAAUUAUAUAUGAAUAUAUAAAAAUAUAUGUUAAUAAACCACAGAUAGACUUCCCUGACGCAAGG